This is a messenger RNA of Salvia hispanica, 2954 nucleotides long. RefSeq names its product putative disease resistance protein At1g58390. The record is from RefSeq and is a predicted model, not a curated record. Gene Ontology annotation, biological process: defense response to other organism. NCBI's taxonomy places the organism in Eukaryota, Viridiplantae, Streptophyta, Magnoliopsida, Lamiales, Lamiaceae. Gene Ontology annotation, molecular function: ADP binding.
CACAUCAGAAAACAUUUUUCUGAUGAAGUGCGAGCAUUCUUUUAAGCAUGACAGUCCCUUACUCGUCCGGUUUCCUGCAAUAACUUAUUGAUUGAAUGUGACGGAUUUUGGUGACAGCGGAGUGGCCAAAUUUGAAGAUGAACCGGCGGAGACACGGAAGAGAAUGUUAACCUGGUGCGAAAUGGCGAUCACAAUAUCUUGGGGUGGGCAGUCAAGUGAAGGGAUUGGAAUCACAGAUCAAGGAGAUGCAGUGUUUGCUAGAAGACUCCGACAGAUCAAGACAUCACGGAAGCAAGAGCGUUGGUUACUGGAUUCUAGAAAUCAGGGAUCUCGUGCACCAAGCUGAAGAUGUCAUUGAAAUGUAUUCGGUUAUGCAAGUUUCUUUGAAAAGAGGAAGGGGCAUUACACAUUUUUUUCAAAGAUUUUCUUGUGUCUCAAACCGCUGCUGCAGACUCCACAAGAUCGGUUUGGAGAUUUCAGAAAUCAGAACAGAUAUCGGAAGAGUGUAUAAAAGCAUGCAAGAAUAUGGGCUAAGAAGUAUUGUUCAAGAAGAAAACUCAGGUUUGGGAAGUGAAAACCAAAUAUGGAAAAGAAAAACAUAUUCUUUUGAAACCAAUGAUUGCUUUGUUGGAAUGGAAGAAGAUUUGAAGCGACUUGUUUCUCUUACAGUUGAUGAUAACCUAAGCCGGGUUAUUUCUGUGUGGGGAAUGGGUGGACUCGGAAAGACAACCAUUGUUCGGAGAGUGUACAACCAUGCCAGUGUUAAGCAUGCCUUUGAUUCCUUUGCCUGGGUUUGUAUUACUCAACAAUGCCGAAUUAGAUUUGUCUUGGAAGAAGUCCUUAAGCAGUUAAUGCCACAAAAGAAGGAGGAUGCUAUGCAUCUAACUGAUACAGAGUUGGUUGAGCAACUCUUUCAAGUCCAAAAAGAUAAAAGAUGUCUGAUUGUAUUGGAUGAUCUCUGGAAAGUUGAGCACCGGGAUUGUCUGUUGGAUGUCUUUGUAGAUAGCAAGAUUUUGAUGACAACUCGAAAACAGAAUGUUGCAGAUGUGGGAUUAUCCUACAAACUUGGGCUCCUAAACAUGGCUGAUGGCUGGCAACUGCUCAAAUGCAAAGCAUUUCCACGAGGCUGUGUCCCACCAGACUUUGGUCCACAAAUUGAAUUGUUUGAGGAAGUUGGUAAGAAGAUGGUGAAAAUCUGUGGCUAUCUACCAUUAGUAAUUUCUCUGCUGGGAGGGAUCUUGAGCAAACGACAAUCAUUGAAAGAAUGGGAGUUGGUAAAUAAAAAUAUUGAUGAUUACUUGUUUAGUGCUGGAAGCACGGAUCAGGACAAUAGGAUUAAUGCGGUAGUACUAGAUUUAAGUUAUGAGGACCUACCGUCUUACUUGAAACCUUGUUUUCUUUAUAUGGGUCAAUUUGUCGAAGAUCAAUAUGUAUAUGGUGACAAUUUAUACAUGUUGUGGAUAGCAGAAGGCUUGAUUACAGUCGAGAAUCGAGCAAGUGGGAAGACAUUGAUGAAUGUUGCAGAACUCUACUUGAGUGAAUUGGCAUCUAGGUGCAUGGUAGAAAUUGUAGCUCAAGAUACUGUAUCAAGUAAACGCUAUGUAUCCUGCCAUCUUCAUGAUGUUGUACGAGAUCUAUGUUUGCUGAAGGGGAAGAAGGAGGACUUUCGUCUCAAGGUUGUGAAUUGUCAAGGGGGAAGACUUGAUGUGUUGAGUCCAUCUGUUUUGGGUAUUAAAACACGAUACUUGGCAAUGCAUUUUAGAGGUGAAGUGGAAGUAGAACAUGAUGAAUUUACGACUAAUCAUGAAGAAACUACCAAACACAUUCGAUCUCUCAAGUUUAUUUGUCAUUCAAAACAGAGGAAGAUCAACUUCCCAAAAAGUGUUCUUGAAUAUUUCUAUAACUUCAAAUUGGUCAGAGUUUUAGUAUUUGAAGGCUGCAACUUCCAAGGAAGAAAGUUACCCAAAGAAAUUGGCAAUCUAAUUCACCUUAGAUACUUGCGGUUGCGAAAUUGUGAAUGUACCGAAUUGCCAUCCUCCAUCAGCAACUUGAUAUACUUGUCCACGCUCGAUCUAUUCCAUUCAUGGGAUGUCCGCAUACCAAAUGUUUUGCACAAACUGAUUCGGUUAAAGCACUUGUUUCUUCCUGAUUACCGAAAGACCAGCAAUGCCAUUGCCAGAAACUACCAGCUUAGCUUGGAAGGCCUAAGUAAGCUGGAGACGCUGAUCGGGUUUGACAGCUUGUUCCAUGAUUGGAAAUCUGUGUCGAGAAUGAAGAAUCUCCGACGUCUUCGAGCCACAGUGCAUGAUGUAAAAACACUAUCAGAAAUCAUUUAUGAUCUCAAAACAUACAGGGAUAAUCUGCAAGAGUCUACACUUAUAAUCAGAGAUGGUUGUGAGCUGACAUCUUUGGAACAAGAGGUGCCAAUUCUGAGGAAGCUGUUGACAUGUCCCAAUCUUCAUUCCUUGUGGAUAGACGUGCACACACCGAACCUGAAACAAGAAAUCAAAACUCAACUAGUUUUCCCAAGACUUGUGUUCUUGACAUUGAGAAACUGCAAAAUAGAGGAUGACCCAAUGCAGAUGCUGGAGAUACUUCCUUGCCUAGAAUCUUUGUGCUUAUGGCCAUGUUCUUAUGUGGGGAAAAAUAUGACUUGUAGCAGAUCAGGCUUCUGUAAACUCAAAACCAUUCAGCUGUGGGGUUUACCAAAUUUGACAGAGUGGAAAGUUGAGAAAGGAGCCAUGCCGAUCCUUUCUGAGCUUGAAAUUAGGGACUGUCCAAAGUUGGGGAAGAUUCAAGAUGAACUGAGAUCUAUUACAAAUUUGGAGGAACUGGAGAUUUCCGAAUUGCCAGGAUUUGGAAAAUGGGUUUCUGGGAGAAAGAGAGGAGUUCAACACUGUUUUCCGUGCUCCUUUCGUCAUCAUCCCCCGACCGACUGACAGCAGGUGUCAAAA